AUGCUACCACCGUCGGAUUCCCUUGCCCAUCAAAAUCUCAAGCUGGCCGAAGUCCUCGCUAGUAUUCAAAAGCAGACUGCUGCUGCUGCUGCCGCUGCUACUGCUCCUCCGCCACCAUACGCUGCCACUGCAACUACUGCUACACCCGUGCCCAGCAACAACAUCACUGCACCCGAGCUGCUAGGGGAAUUUGAAGAUGACGAGGAAGACGAUAACUCGUCUUUGGCCCCCAUUGUCAUCAGGAUUGAUACCUCCAUCUCCAUCGACGGGCAGAAUAACACCGUCACUAUCCCUUCAUCUUCCGAAGACAGUCACUCAGAUGCUCAGAGCCCAGUCUCCUCAAUACAACAGCUACAGCAACUGCAGCAGCGUCGACAGGCCAAGUCGGCACAGCUGGCGUCGGCUAUCAUCUCAGCUUUGAAAUCCGCCGGUGCCCUGGAUGACCGGGAGACGGGCAGACAGCGGCCGAUUGAAGUUGACGUCAAUGCCGGCAUUAGAAUUACGGGGAAUUCAAACAUGAUUUGUCCUGGCGCUCGUAAGAGGAGUGCAUCGGACCUGGUUUCGGGAAAGCCGGACAGGAAGCGUCGGGCACAAUCUCAAGGAGUCAGCUGGUCCCUGAAUUGUCUCGUUUUCUUUUUCUUUUUUUUUCUUCGCUCCUUUUUUAUAUCAAUGGAGCAGUCUGAUCCGACCAUGGCUUCAGUCUACGUCUACAUCCAAGUAAGCCCAAACGAAGCCAUUGUCAAUACGGACCAGAUUUGGUGUCAUGAUAAUUGA
Messenger RNA from Trichophyton benhamiae CBS 112371, 774 nucleotides. RefSeq lists its product as uncharacterized. The transcript is spliced from 2 exons. The coding region runs from base 1 to 774 and encodes 257 amino acids. The record is from RefSeq and is a predicted model, not a curated record. Lineage: Eukaryota; Fungi; Ascomycota; Eurotiomycetes; Onygenales; Arthrodermataceae.